Messenger RNA from Punica granatum (pomegranate), 1639 nucleotides. Lineage: Eukaryota; Viridiplantae; Streptophyta; Magnoliopsida; Myrtales; Lythraceae. The record is from RefSeq and is a predicted model, not a curated record.
UUCUUUUCUGCCAUUUUUCUCCUCGCUCUCUCUCUCUCUCUCCACCGCCUCUCUCUCUCUCUAAAAGCUUUUAAUCGUUGUAAGUGCCAGGACUGCCAUGGAAGGUCGUAUGACAUCCAUCUCAUGGCGACCCAUUUGAUCAGUUGCCUGAGAUGAAGAUGAGAUGAGAACGAGAACCCCCACCCACCAUCACACCAUCACCACCACCACCAUCACCACCACCAUCGUCAUCAUCAUCAUCGUCUCUACUUUCCAGAGCCACUGACCAGUCAGAGACCCACAGAGGAGAUGGAGAAGAGCAGCUGCCACUCCACCGCCGAUUCCACCACCUCCAGCACCGGCAGCUCCGGCAAGGACAACAACAACAACAACAACAACCCAUACCUGAAGCACCUCAGCCUCAACAAGCUCUCCCACAAGAUCUCCAAGCCCCCGUCCUUCGCCCGAUCCGCCCUCGACCCGAACUCCAACCCCGGUUCCGUCCUCGACCACCACCACCACCCGGGCAACCUCCAGCAGCCGCCCGUCUACAACAUCAACAAGAGCGACUUCCGGGAGGUGGUCCAGAAGCUCACCGGCUCCCCCGCCCACGAGCGGCUCUCCUCCCCGCCGCCGAUCCAGCCCCCAAAGCCCCCCAGCUCCCGCCUCCAGCGGAUUCGUCCCCCUCCCCUCGCGCAGCUCGGCGUCCGCCCCUCUACCCUGCUGAACGCCGCUCCCUCCUUCCCCCAGAAUCAGAAUCCCAUCCCUAACAAUCAGAUUCCAAUCUCUGCUCCGACUUCGUUAGCUGCCGGCACGAGCACGAACAGCGGCGUGGCCAGCGAAUUCAACCCUAUCGGGCGGCCGAUCGCGCCGCUGUCCCCCCUCCCGCCGAUGCCAGCCGUUUACGCGGCGGCGGAGUCUCCGGUGUCAGCCUACAUGAGGUACCUCCAGAGCACAGCCUCCGGUGACUCGUCACGGCCCUUACUGUUCUCCGGAUUCCCUCCCAUGGCACCCCCGGCCACGGUCCCUCCUCCGGCAUCAGCAUCCGCGGCACCACCGCCAUCGCCGCCGUUCCAGCUCCCGCUAUCGCCGCUGCCCUUCGGAUGCCUGAACUCUCCGCGGUCUCCUCACCCGCUGCUCUCCCCGGGGCUGCUCUUUUUGCCGACAUCGGGUCAGCUGGGGUUCCCUCAGUUCCCGCUCUCGCCAACGGUGCCGGUGCCGGUGCCGGUACCGAGCCCGACAUAUAAAGGAGGCAUCUGAGGUCAGAGCCAUGAAGGAAUGGGACUGCAGACGCGAGAGGAAGCGGGACCAAACUCUUCCUUCUUCAGGCGAGCGGAUGUUUUCGAUCGAUGAAACGGUGUCGUUUUCCGCGCUGGGUUUAUGCUGUACAUUUAGAAGAACGAAGCAAAGUCGUUAUAUUAAGAUUCAGCUUUAGGAUCUAUGCUUAGAUUUAGAUUUUGUAAAUUUGUCGUCAGAAAAGUUCUCAGCAUUUUCUGCUACUUUUGAUACUUUCAAUUCUCUUCCUGUUUUUAGCAUUUUAGGGCAAAAACAUCAUUAAUAGGAGACAAAGGUUGGCUCAGUGGGCAUGUUAUAUGUUUGCAAAUUGUUGUCAUCGGUAGCUAUUGUAUAACUUAAAUGUCUAUUCUUCGCCGUGUUAAAA